GACACCAAUCCAAUACCGUCGAAAUGGCCCGCCGUCCAGCACGUUGCUACCGCUACUGCAAGAACAAGCCAUAUCCAAAGUCGCGAUUCAACCGUGGUGUGCCCGACCCAAAGAUCCGCAUCUUCGACUUGGGCCGUAAGCGUGCGAAUGUCGACGAGUUCCCAACUUGCAUCCACUUGGUCUCCAACGAGUAUGAGCAGUUGAGCUCCGAGGCCCUCGAGGCCGCCCGUAUCUGCGCCAACAAGUACAUGGUCAAGACCGCUGGAAAGGAAGGUUUCCACCUCCGCGUCCGCGCUCACCCAUACCACGUCGUCCGCAUCAACAAGAUGUUGUCGUGCGCUGGUGCCGAUAGAUUGCAGACUGGAAUGCGUGGCGCUUUCGGCAAGCCAAACGGCACUGUCGCUCGUGUCAACAUUGGCCAGAUUCUGCUCUCCAUCCGUACUCGUGACUCUCACCGCGCCACCGCCAUCGAGGCUCUCCGCCGAUCGCAGUACAAGUUCCCAGGUCGCCAAAAGAUCAUCGUCUCCAAGAAGUGGGGCUUCACUCCUCUCAACCGUGAGGAAUACAUCGAGAAGCGCAAGGCUGGUGCCGUCCGUGUCGACGGUGCUUACGUUCAGUUCCUCAGCAAGCACGGCCCGAUCGAGCACAACAUGAAGCGAUUCCCAGACGCUUUCUCCGCUGAGGCAUAAGCGUGAGGAGGGUUGGGGAUUUUCGUUUCACGUUUGACAUGAGGCAUGGCAGAUGGGAGAUAUCACGACUGAAAAUUACGGUCGUCUCUAGAGCAGAGGCAUGGCGUUGAACUGCUUUGGGUCUAUAUCCUGCUGUAUGGAAAUGGUGAUGUCUGAAAGUCAAGUGCUCCGUCUCUGAAUUCCUCGUGUUAAGCAUCAUCACAUCAUUUGCAUUGAUCUGACCCUACCAACC
Molecule: messenger RNA, 921 nt
Organism: Pseudocercospora fijiensis CIRAD86
Lineage: Eukaryota; Fungi; Ascomycota; Dothideomycetes; Mycosphaerellales; Mycosphaerellaceae
Exons: 5
Coding region: 24-689 (221 amino acids)
Biological process (GO): translation; ribosomal large subunit assembly
Cellular component (GO): ribosome; cytosolic large ribosomal subunit
Molecular function (GO): structural constituent of ribosome
Source: RefSeq, a predicted model, not a curated record